AUGGAGAUUGGGUUUUUGGGUUUGGGGAUAAUGGGCAAAGCCAUGUCAAUCAACCUUCUAAAACAUGGCUUCAAAGUCACUGUCUGGAACAGAACCCUCUCCAAGUGUGAUGAAAUUGUUGAACACGGGGCUUCAGUUGGAGAAACACCUGCUGCUGUUGUCAAGAAAUGCAAGUAUACAAUUGCAAUGUUGUCUGAUCCUUCGGCAGCUUUGUCGGUUGUGUUUGAUAAGGAUGGUGUUCUUGAGCAAAUUAAAGGCAAAGGUUAUAUUGACAUGUCAACCGUUGAUGCUGAGACAUCUAUCAAAAUAUCUGAGGCAAUCAAAGCAAAAGGCGGUGAUUUCCUUGAAGCUCCUGUUUCAGGUAGCAAGAAGCCUGCAGAAGAUGGCCAACUAGUAAUACUUGCUGCUGGUCACAAGGCAUUAUAUGAGGAAGCACUUCCAGCAUUUGAUGUAAUCGGGAAAAAAUCUUUCUUUCUUGGUGAGGUUGGAGAUGGUGCAAAAAUGAAACUUGUUGUCAACAUGGUAAUGGGAAGUAUGAUGAAUGCUUUCUCUGAGGGACUAACGCUUGCUGAAAAAAGCGGCUUGAACCCUGGCACACUUCUUGAUGUGCUGGAUCUUGGUGCUAUCAGUAACGGCAUGUUUAAACUGAAAGGACCGUCAAUGCUCAAGAAGAGUUAUGCCCCGGCUUUCCCACUGAAACAUCAGCAGAAGGACAUGAGAUUGGCUCUUGCACUUGGAGAUGAAAAUGCUGUACCUAUGCCAGUCGCAGCUGCAGCAAAUGAGGCAUUCAAGAAAGCCAGAAGCUUGGGAUUAGGAGACCUUGAUUUUUCAGCUGUCCACGAGACUUUGAAAUGA
Molecule: messenger RNA, 855 nt
Organism: Vicia faba (fava bean)
Lineage: Eukaryota; Viridiplantae; Streptophyta; Magnoliopsida; Fabales; Fabaceae
Source: the annotation of a GenBank genome assembly